Kluyveromyces lactis is the source of this 918-nucleotide messenger RNA. RefSeq lists its product as uncharacterized. Lineage: Eukaryota; Fungi; Ascomycota; Saccharomycetes; Saccharomycetales; Saccharomycetaceae. The transcript has a single exon. The record is from RefSeq and is a predicted model, not a curated record. The coding region runs from base 1 to 918 and encodes 305 amino acids.
AUGGCAGCUACUGCUAACAAGAAGCAUGACAGUCAGUUUAGAGUUGCUACUAGGAUUAUCACGGAGGCAACAAUCACGCCACUAGCUGCGAACACCAGCAAGAGUAGUGGGAGUGUUACAGAUGAAUCCGAUAUCGAUGGAGGCGACGCUUUGUUCUCUCCUUUUGCUUCCGAUGUGGGUUCUGGUGAUGACCAGGAUAUAGAAAGGGAGCUACUGGGUGACGUUACCGAUGACGAUGAUGCUCUUGAUUUCGAAUGGCUUAUGGGUGCAUCGAAACCGAAACGAUUCAUGCUAAAACCGGUGACCUCUGAAGAUCAUACCGGUAAUGCGAGGGAAAUCCGUCAUGCGGAUAUCAGCUUCUCGCAUGCUUUGCAGGGAAUAAUACAACCAGAUACAACUGAUGAUGUAGAGUUGCCAAUUAAUGAAGAUUUUUGGAAAGAUGUUGACACUUCUGUGGCAGAGGCUAAUUUGGACAUGCCACUGGAUUUCUCUGCUGCCAUUUCACCAUCCGGUGCGAAUUUAAGCUCAGGGUCUGUCAUCGGUGACCACAAUGGUAUCGAUGGUUCAUUCCAGGUUUCUGAAACGGUAGAAGAUUUCAUUAAGACUGAUACCUCGAUCUCUCACUCAGCUUCUACUGUGGGUUCAGAUGUUCAUUCUCAGUUCAUGUAUCCUAUCAAGAAAUUGAGUUUCAGAGACGCUAAUGGGAAACUGGCGUUAGACCCUCAAGUAUCAUCAGUAGAUUCACAUGCGUCUACUUCUAUAUCAAACUCAAACUUCAAUCAGAGUCAUCACGCUCAUAAUCGCAUUUUAAAGUCAGGCAAACGCAAGUCCAAAUUCAAGAAAAUAUCACGCUCCAAAUUUGGUUGGUGCGAAAUGGUCUCUACGGGUAUAGGUAUUGGUGAAUUCAUGCUGUUGUAA